CGCUAUGAUUGACUCCAGUUAGUUCUGUCGUGCUGUAGUCCGCGGCGCGCCACUGUACUCGCAACCCCGACAAAGUGCGCACAGCAGCGGCAGCCGCGCUCCAAGCAGGCCGUUCAUCAUCAAUCAUGGCCGCCGGAGUCCAGACCUAACUCCCGUCUUUUCCUCCGGAGGGGAGGAUUACCAUCAUUUUGUCUUGUUUCGGGGGGGGAAAGAGCAAUAAACCGGCCUGGUGCCACAUUUGAGAGGAGACAAGAUCCAUGUGCUAACACGCCGCCAUGCAGCCGCCGCCGAGGAAGGUCAAAGUGACACAGGAGCUGAAGAACACGCACACGGACCAGCUGACAAGACUGCACUUUAAAAAUCUGACUGAAUGUGACCUGCUGGAAGACAUGAGGAGUUACAGUCUGAAGAAGGGCCAACUGGAGAGGGACUAUGCCCAGGCUCUGCAGAAGCUGGCCAGCCAGUAUUUAAAGAGAGACUGGCCCGGGAUCAACCAAGACGACCAGAGAACAGACUACAGGAACGUUUACGCGGUCUGGCGGUCCUACCUGGAGGGCACGGUGCAGGUCAGCCAGUCUCGACUCAACGUGUGCGACAACUACAAGAGUCAAGUGUCGGACCCCGCCAAGACCGUCCGACUCUACAAGGAGCAGCAGCUGAAAAAGAUCAUAGAGCAGUUGAGCGGCAUCCAGGCGGAGUUGCAGGAGUCGGUGAAGGAAUUAGCCAAAGCCAAGAAGAAAUACUACGACACUGAGCAGGUUGCCCACGCGGUACGGGAGAAGGCCGACAUAGAAGCCAAGUCCAAGCUGGGUCUUUUCCAGUCCAGAAUUAGCUUGCAGAAAGCCAGUGUGAAGUUGAAAGCAAAGAGAAACGACUGCAACUCCAAGGCCACGCAGGCCCGGAACGACUACUUGUUAACGCUGGCCGCUGCCAACGCUCACCAUGACCGCUACUACCACACCGACCUGCUGCACUGCAUCCAGGCCCUGGACGGCAGGAUCUACGAGCAUGUAAAAGACUACCUUAUAGCGCUGUGUCGCACGGAGCUGGAGGCCUCCCAGGCGACACACAACACCUUUCAGUUCCUGUUGGACAAAUCCACCAGGAUCAUCCAAGAGUACAACCAGCAGUUGUUCAUGCAAGAGAACCCAGUCUUCCACAAAGCACACGACUUCCAGUUCCAGCCCAGCGAUUGUGACAAGAGUCGUCAGCUGGAGUCGGAGAUGGGGACCACGGAGGAGCACAGUCUGAACAAGGAGGCGAGGAAGUGGGCGACACGGGUGGCCAGAGAACACAAGAACAUCGUACACUAUAAGCGAUCACUGGAGGACUGCGAGAGCCACGGCCUGCCACCCACUGAGCAAGGCAGGGCAGAUCUGGAGACCAAGAUGGAGGAAUCCAAGGAAAACAUCCGCAAAGCUGAGACCGUGAAGUUGAAAGCGGAAGCUCGGCUGGACCUCCUGCGGCAGGUGGGCGUUGCCGUGGAUACCUGGCUGAAGAGUGCCAUGAACCAGGUGAUGGAGGAGCUGGAGAACGAGCGCUGGGCCAGCUACACUUCCCAUGAUCCUUCACUGUCGGGCACGGUGGACUUGGAGCGGGAGGACGGCGAGGAGUGUGAGGAGAACAUGGAGGUGUUUGACGACAGCAGCUCCAGCCCCUCGGGAACACUUCGGAACUACCCGCUAACCUGCAAAGUGAUCUACUCCUACAAGGCCUCGCAACCAGAUGAGUUAACUAUUGAUGAACAGGAGAUGCUGGAAGUGAUUGAGGACGGGGACAUGGAGGACUGGGUCAAGGCUCGCAAUAAAGUCGGACACGUGGGUUAUGUUCCCGAGAAGUAUCUGCAGUUUCCCGCCUCCAACAGUUUGCUGAGCAUGCUUCAGUCCCUGGCAACGCUGGACGCUCGCUCGCACACUUCUUCCAAUUCCACCGAGCCAGAGUUGCACUCCGGCUGCAUCAACGGAGAUGUUAACAUGGUGUUCGUGCGGGCGCUGUACGAUUACGAGGGCCAGGGAGAGGAGCUGACGUUCGCGGAGGGAGCGGUGAUUCGCCUCCUGAGCCGAGACACGCAGACCGACGACGGCUUCUGGGAGGGGGAGCUCAACGGACGGGUGGGCGUUUUCCCCUCGGUUUUGGUGGAGGAUCUGACGGAGAACGGCGAGACCGGUGUGGGAGGGCCCAACGGAAUACAGGUGUCGCCCUCCACAAAGCUGCCAUCCUGCCUUCCGCCUCUCCCGCUGUACGACCAGCCUCCCAUCAGCCCUUUCACCAGCCCCGAGACCACCACGCCGCCGUCUCUGCCGCGCUCGCCCUCCGCCGCGCUCAACGGCGAGCACAAGCUCCCCAUCCCCGCCGCCUCACACCGGACGCCGCUCACCACGCCGAGUAAGCCUCACUUCCCCUCCCGCCAUGACACUUUCCGCCGUUCACCGCCACGUCUCUCUUCAGAUCUAAGUUCCGGAAGGAGCCCGGUGUCGCCCGGCUUCCAGCUGCAGCCGCCCAGAUGUGCGCCCGAGGGAGGCCCGGGGAAACUACGACCUGUUAGUAUGCGGCCGGCAUGUUUGCACACAACAAUUCAUGUUGACUCAACAAAGUCCACAGCAUCAACAGAUUACUGUCUUUUCUGGACCAUAGGGCGGACCGCCGAUGAAUACCGUAUUUCCUUGAAUUGCCGCCGGGGCGCUAAUUAA
Nerophis ophidion (straightnose pipefish) is the source of this 2690-nucleotide messenger RNA. Its product is annotated as F-BAR and double SH3 domains protein 2-like. Gene Ontology annotation, biological process: neuromuscular synaptic transmission; regulation of actin filament polymerization. Gene Ontology annotation, molecular function: protein binding. Lineage: Eukaryota; Metazoa; Chordata; Actinopteri; Syngnathiformes; Syngnathidae. Gene Ontology annotation, cellular component: neuromuscular junction; recycling endosome. The record is from RefSeq and is a predicted model, not a curated record.